CCCAGGUUCAGUAGGCCUUUAAAGCCUCCAUCAUACGAGAUUCACCAGCAGACUAGGGGUAGCGCAGAAAUGCUUGCUAUUGACCAGGGUGUCAAACAAAAAGACAGGCCUAUCUAUUAUCCAAGGGGUGGGGAGCUAAGACAAGACUAUUUCGCACAACAUUCUGCCAUCACAGGAAUGGAGCCUCCUGGCUAUAUCCCGCCCCCAUCUUAUAAAAGAGCCCCACCUCCAAGAGCAGUUUCAGUUAACCGCAAUGAAAUGGCAAACUUAAGAUGGAGGGCAGAAGCUUUGCAGAUGCCCAUGUCAGAUCCUGGAAGGUGGUUUUACAGACAGGCAAGUAGUUCCUGGCUGGAACCUUAUGGAGAACGUAGUGCGUCCUAUCGAAAACAGGUACUUUCUUCUGGACACGAAGAACAACCAGGUCAUGCCCGUCAAUUACCCACUGAAGACCCAAGAGCGAAACAAAUCUCAGGAGGGCCUGGCGGAAGUUCUCUAACAGAUUCAGACAAGACACGCAUCAUCAACAAAGAGAUUCCGUCCACUAAGAUUUUAGGACAAUCUACACAUGAUAGUGCCUUUCCUCCCCAACAGGGGCCAGCUCCCAAUACCGAAACCCGUAAAACAGCUCCCAGUGACAGUGACAGCAGUAAUCGAUGGCCCAACAGGGGAAUAAACAAAAAAAGUGACAGUGUAGCUUCGGAGCAAACCCGUACUCCAUUUUUACCUUCAUCUAUUCUGGGUAAACCACCGCCACCUCCAUGUAAGCCGGCUGACCAGGGUGUGUCUGAAACUGUGACAGAAGUAAAAAAGGCAGAGCAACCUGAACCACCAGAAAAAGACAAAACCAAGAAUCUGAAAAAGAGACUCAGUGAAACAAUUUUUUGUUUGGUGUCUGUCCCCGUUACUCCGCAGCUCACUGGUACAAUUCGUGAUCAGAAUAAUAACAAUGAGAAGUCGCCAGACCCAGCGGACAGUCCCAGUGGCAACAAAACUGGCCAUUUAACAAACCAAAGUCUCCAAAGCACAUCUUCAGCUGAAGCUGAGCUGCAAGCACUAACUGGUAGCAUAGCGAGCAGCAAAACAAGCAGUAGAGCAAGCAGCAAAAUGUUUAAAAAACUACCCUGUAGACCCCCUAAGAUAAAUCACUACAAGGAGCUGAAGCUGUCAGGAUCCUGGCCUGCAAACCAGUAUCGAGAUCAGGAGACACAAACUAGCCCAGAGGCCCGAAAAGCUGCCCCUGAAAACAAGGAAGCACAACAAGACCCUGUUCCUCCUGGCACUGAAGUAAGCUCUGAUAGCAGCGGUGUAGUGGGCACUCCCUUCAGUUUUCCUAUAAAGGGAGUGAAGAGCCUGAAACUUUCAAGCAACAGCGCCUUCUCCCUGACCUCCACCUUCUCCAACCAGCUGAACAAGAGCACAGCUCAGCAGCCAGCAGUACCACCCUCAGGAAAUGUGGAGGAGACCAAACCAGCAGCAAACAAAGGACAGGAGAAAUUUGAGUCGUUCCUUUUGAAACCCGCCAGCCAGCGACCAUGGGAUGCAGUCAAAGAGCUGGAGACUAUUAAAAAAGAAGUCCAGGAUCAGCAGCAGCAACAGAGCAGCAAACAGGCCAGUGUUGACAAGUGCAUAGAGGACCUUAACGAAGCCUACAAAGACAUCUUGGAGCUAGGUACUGCCAGCAAUAAAGUCCCAAAUGGUUCCGUCCAAAUCCCUGAGCGUAUCAAAAUCCGACUGACAUCAGAACCUCUCAACAAGCCCAGCAGCCUUAGGCGCAGUGCAGUAAGCUGGUCUGUUGACCCGGAAUACAGGGAAGUGAAGAGCGCCUUCUCCAGGCCUGCAACAAAGUCGGUAACCUUCAGCAAGCAGCUUAGGGAGGAGCUCCCGGUGCCACCUCGGGAGACAGGCUUCAGAGAAUACAGGGUUGUUGCGCAUCUUUCGCGCAGAAGGAGCAAUGAUGGCAGGACAGUAAAGCUAGACCUGCCAGAUGAGCCAAUCGAAACACCUCUUUGUGACUUUAGUCCAGCAACGCACACCACAGCAGCUGAGGUGCCAUGGGCAGAUAGACAGCCCAUGCAGGAUGCCUCUACACUCACUAGUCCUCCAGAUUAUGAAGACAUAUGCCAGGCUUUGCGUCAGUCUAGAGACCCGUCGGAUGUCAGUAAAGCAUCUGCAGGCCAUUCCAGACCUAAUGACACAGAGACUCUUCAAGAUCUCAGCGCUGAAUCAGAGGAGGAGUGCCCUAUUUGUAAAAGAGAGCUUGAGAAUCAAAUGAGACAGGGUCCAUUGCCUCCACUUCACGAGGAGAACAGCUCAGACAGCUCGGCCAAUCAAAAUGGCAGUCCGCCACAAUGCACGGCAUUAGAAAGUCCAGCAGAAGAUACAAAAACAGAGGAGCCAAGCGAGUCAUGUUUAAAUCAGUCAGGUUCUGAAGUGUGUCCUGAAGAAAGGGAGCAGCAUUUACUGACACAGGAGAAUGUGGGAGAGGGUGAAAAAACAGACCGUGCUCAAGCAGAAAACUUGGACAGUUUGUGCAUAGUUAAUCCUGCUGAGAGCAUACCAGCGCAUGGAGCUACAGAGGAUCUCUCCUCUGCAGUCACAGUAUUAGCAACUGAUCUGCCUACAGACCCCCAAGUCACAGAGGAACAGAGUGUUAAUGAAACAGGAACUAAGGAAGAAAAAUUAGAAGAUAAAGAAGCCACUGCAGGAGAAACACCUGAAGGCAGUGCAGGCCAACAGACAGCUGAGGCACAAGACAAUGCAAUGCCAGCUGACAAGCAGGAGCAAGAGAAGAAGCCAUUUGCUAUGCCAGAGCAUAGACUUGGUCUACGGACACAUCUGGGGCGAGACCUCCCCGGGUUACCAGAGUUUCCGCCGGAUAGACUGCCACUUUCAGUCCCCCCAAACCUAGACCGCAGAUUAUCUCUUAGCUUGGAGGGUGAGCGGAGGAGCAAGGGCCCCUCCCAGCGAAUUGAAGCAUUGCAGAACAAACUGGCUAUUUCUCCAGGUCGGGUGGCAGUUGAGCGACUUGCUCGGAUGAGAGACGUGGAUGUUAUGUAUCGCGUGAGGCGCUUAAGCAUCAGGAGUACUGACUCUGGGGAAGGGGAGACAGAGGCAGAAGGGGAGGGCAGGGAAGUACAAGCAGAGGAGCUCAAUCCUGCUCCUCAAACGGGCAAAGACAAUGAGCAAGAGGUCACUGAUUCACAGGAGGACCCAGAGACAGUGUUGCCAGAUGAAGAGAAGUCACCUCUCUCAGAACCCCAAUGAUCCCAGCUGAGGGGAGACAGUGUAGAAAGA
This is a messenger RNA of Archocentrus centrarchus (flier cichlid), 3294 nucleotides long. RefSeq names its product junctional cadherin 5 associated b (gene jcadb). Gene Ontology annotation, biological process: positive regulation of blood vessel endothelial cell proliferation involved in sprouting angiogenesis. Bases 70 to 3264 code for a protein of 1064 amino acids. The record is from RefSeq and is a predicted model, not a curated record. The transcript has 2 exons. Lineage: Eukaryota; Metazoa; Chordata; Actinopteri; Cichliformes; Cichlidae. Gene Ontology annotation, cellular component: adherens junction; ruffle membrane.